AUGAGCAGCUUCAAAAAUGGUGCACAUAUCUUGGUAUUCCCUUUCCCAGCCCAAGGUCACAUGCUCCCACUUCUAGACUUGACUCGCCACCUAGCCAACCAUGGUCUAACCAUAACCAUCUUGGUCACACCCAAAAACCUCUCCAUCCUCACCCCACUUCUCUCUUCUUCUUCCAACAUCCAAUCCCUCGUCUUCCCUUUUCCACCCCACCCUUCCCUUCCAUCUGCCGUCGAAAAUGUCAAAGACAUCGGGAACCAUGGAAAUCUACCCAUUAUUAACUCACUCGCCAACCUCCAAGACCCAAUUAUCCAUUGGUUCCACUCCCACCCUAAUCCCCCCGUCGCCAUCAUCGCCGAUUUCUUUCUCGGCUGGACCCACUACCUCGCCGGCAAAUUGGGCAUCCCCAAGAUCACGUUUUUCUCCUCCGGUGCUUUCUUGACCGCUGUUCUUGACCAUGUCUGCCAUCAUAUGACGUUGGUUUGUUCUCAAGAGGUCACGAUCUUUCAGGACUUGCCUAAUUCGCCUAGUUUUCCACGAGACCAGCUUCCAUCCCUGGCUAGGUUUUAUAAAGAAUCAGACCCAGAAUGGGAUUUGGUGCUCGAUGGUCACAUGAUGAACGCAUCGAGUUGGGGUUGGGUUGUCAACACCUUUGAUGCAUUGGAGUCUCGAUACAUGGAGUACCUGACAGAGAAAAUAGGUCAUGGGAGGGUUUUCGGAGUCGGGCCGGUUAGUUUACUUGGUGGGUCGGACUUCAUGACUCGUGGGCAGUCGGGAUCUGAGUCUGGUUCUGAUGUGGUCAAAUGGCUCGAUGGGAAACCCGAGGGUUCGGUUCUGUACGUAUGCUUUGGAAGCCAGGUGUUUUUAACCAACGACCAAAUCGAGGCUUUGGCAAUUGGGCUUGAGCAGAGUGGGGUUUAUUUUGUUUGGGUGAUGAAACCGGAAUCUGUUGAUCCAGCUGGAAUGGGGUCAGGUAGAGGAAUGGUGAUAAAGGGUUGGGCGCCACAAGUGUCCAUACUGAGUCACCAAGCAGUCGGUGGGUUUCUUAGUCACUGUGGGUGGAACUCGGUUUUGGAAGCUAUUGUAGCCGGAGUGAUGAUACUAGCCUGGCCCAUGGAGGCUGACCAAUAUGUCAAUGCUAGGCUGUUGGUAGAAGAGCACGGUGUGGCAGUCCGAGUUUGUGAGGGUCGAAACAGCGUACCAGACUCGGCCGAGUUGGCUCACACAAUUGCUGAGUCAAUGAGUGUAGAUAACACUGAAAUGUUAAAAGCAAAAGAACUGAAAGGCAAAGCAAUUGAAGCAGUUAAGGAAGGUGGGAGAUCAUCAAGGGAGUUGGGUAGGCUUGUUAAGGAGUUGUCCAACUUUCAGCCAAAAAUGAAUGUUGUUGUUAAGCACUGAUCACAAGGGUCAUAUUGUGCUUAUUUAAAGUUGUAGGGGGUCAUAUUGUCAUUCUAUGAAGGUUUAGGGGGGGUUAAUGUUGUUAUUCCUAUAAAAGUUCAUAACUCUUUUGCUUCUAGUCUAUGGUUCACCUACUUCCUACAUUCGCCC
Cynara cardunculus var. scolymus (artichoke) is the source of this 1545-nucleotide messenger RNA. RefSeq names its product UDP-glycosyltransferase 89A2-like. The coding region runs from base 1 to 1395 and encodes 464 amino acids. Gene Ontology annotation, molecular function: UDP-glycosyltransferase activity. The transcript has a single exon. The record is from RefSeq and is a predicted model, not a curated record. NCBI's taxonomy places the organism in Eukaryota, Viridiplantae, Streptophyta, Magnoliopsida, Asterales, Asteraceae.